UCCCUCUCUUUGUGUUCUUUCCCCUUUCCUCUCCCACAUGAUUCCCGAGCUCGAGAAACCGAAGAUUCUUGAGAUAAAGGUCCGAAUGGACUGUAAUGGGUGUGUUCAGAAGAUCAAGAAGGCGUUGUAUGGAAUCAAUGGCAUUUACGAUAUCUACAUAGACUUCCCCCAACAGAAGUUGACAAUCGUUGGAUGGGCUGAUCCAGACAGAAUCAUGAAAGCCAUUAAGAAAACUAGGAAGAUAGCUACCAUUUGUUCCGAGUCUGAACAGGCAGAUCCACUAGCUUCUACUCAACUCCCUGAUAAUCCACUGCCUUCUGGUGGCGAAGCAGAAGCUCCUCCUCCGUCGCAUGACGUGGCGAUGGUCGAUGGGCUACCUGGACAUUCACAUGUUGAGAUAGCACCUGGCCAGACGACCGUCCACGAAGCUCAUUCGGGCCAACAGUUUGAUUUGACCAAUGCUACCGUACAAGCAACACAGCCUCUUGGAUCACAUGAGGUCGGACAGGUUCAUGUUACUCAUAACCAGCCAUCGGAACACGGCCAUGUCGUCCACCAGAGUUCCUUGGAACCCGGUGUUGUCCACCACCUAGGACCAGAGCCUGGCCAGGUUGUCUCGCAUCAACCUGAGAAUAGCCACGUGGUUCAUCAACUACCAGAACAUGGUCAUGUAGGCCAUCAACAGUCACCCAUGAACGGGUACGUGGUUCACCAACAUCAACCUGAGCAUAGCCAUGUAGUAAGCCAUCAUCAACCACCUGAUCACGGCCACGUUAUCAACCAACAGCCACCCGAGCAUAGCCACGGCCACGUAAUCCACCACCACCCAACUGAACACACCCAUGGCCAUGUAAUCCAACACCACCAAUCCGAACAAGGCCAUGGACGCACCUCAAGCCACAACUACCACCACAAUAUCCCAAGAACAAUUCACGGGUCGACAUCGACGCAUCCAAUGACAGUGAUACACAGCUACAACACAUACCAACCAUCACCCUACGUAACAGAGUACAUCCGACCAUUGACAACCCACAAACCCUCCCCAUACGCCUACGAAUACAUACCACAGCAGUCAUCCUCCAACCAUUAUAGCCCGAGAAUGGACCGUUACAACGACGACUAUAACAACACAGGCAUAAGCAGCAACAACAACGGGAACAUCACAUCAAUAUUCAGCGACGAGAAUCCAAACGCUUGUAAUCUAAUGUAAAGUAAAUUGAAGGGGAAGUGAUUUAAUGAAGGACGAGUUUUUGAUGAACACGCAAGAGAAGAACACGAACAAGAUUCCAAACGUGGGAGUGGUGGGAGAAUCUGAUCCUAAAAUUCUAUCUUUUUGAUGAUGGGUUGAUAUGAUAAACCAGGUAAAGAACAUUCUUGUAAAGGCGACGUAGGGAAUCUUGUAAAGUUGUAAAGAUUUUUAUGGCUUCAAUGGCUGACAGAUGUUUACAGAAACAAUGAUUUUUAUAGCUUUUAAUAUUUACCGAUA
This is a messenger RNA of Cucurbita moschata (crookneck pumpkin), 1486 nucleotides long. Its product is annotated as heavy metal-associated isoprenylated plant protein 35-like. The coding region runs from base 38 to 1210 and encodes 390 amino acids. The record is from RefSeq and is a predicted model, not a curated record. The transcript is spliced from 3 exons. Gene Ontology annotation, molecular function: metal ion binding. Lineage: Eukaryota; Viridiplantae; Streptophyta; Magnoliopsida; Cucurbitales; Cucurbitaceae.